UUUUAUGACGAUAUUCAACUGUUUGUUUUCUUUUAAAAUGAUGUGUUGAAUAAAUAUAUUAUAUUAUCUCAAGUAUAACAACAAUUGAUCUCUUCUUAUAGUUACCAAUGUCAAUAUUGCAGAUGGCUACAGUUGCAGUUGAUAGCAGCCAAGAACCAGCACCAGAGUGCAGCACUGCAAGCUCUUCAGCCAAUGAUGAUUCCAGCCAACAACAUCUAAUCCCUGGCUACAAUCUAAUAUUCAUCAAAGAGGAAGAAUAUGUUGAGCAAGAGGCAGAAGGAAGUUCAGUGGAGUAUGAACCGGAGAUGUGGCCUUCAAACUGCAGCACAUCUGGAACUGUCAAUGCAACAGAAGUGGGCGGAAUGAAUCAAUCAAAUGUUUCAAUCUCUCCACUAGAAAGAUGUACUGAGCAAUCUGCGGCUGGGAAAAAGAUGAAGCUCUACAGCUGUGCUGACUGCAACUACAAAGCCCCCGGGUUUCAAACUUUCAGGAGGCACAUUAAAAAACACACAGGAGAAACUCUUUUCAGCUGCGAGUAUUGUGACUAUAAAUGUGCUCAAUCAAGUAAUUUGAAAUCACAUAUCAGAACACAUACUGGAGAAACACCUUUUAGCUGCGAGUAUUGUGGCUAUAAAUGUGCUCAAUCAAGUACUUUGAAAUCACAUAUCAGAACACAUACUGGAGAAAGACCUUUUAGCUGCGAGUAUUGUGACUAUAAAUGUGCUCAAUCAAGUAAUUUGAAAUUACAUAUCAGAAAACAUACUGGCGAAACACCUUUUAGUUGUGAGUAUUGUGACUAUAAAUGUGCUCAAUCAAGUAACUUGAAAUUACACAUCAGAACACAUACAGGAGAAACACCUUUCAGCUGCAAGUUUUGUGACUAUAAAUGUGCUCAUUCCAGUCAUUUGAAGAGACAUAUCAGAACACAUACAGGCGAAACACCUUUUAGCUGCGAGUAUUGUGACUAUAAAUGUGCUCUAUCAAGUACUUUGAAGAGACAUAUCAGAACACAUACUGGAGAAAGACCUUUUAGCUGCGAGUAUUGUGACUAUAAAUGUGCGCGUUCAUGUAAUUUGAAAUUACAUAUCAGAACGCAUAAAGCAGAAACAAAUGCCAGCUGAAAUUUUGAGACUUCACAUGCACUUAUUCAAAUUCAUGUAAUUGUGUUUGGUAAUAGGUAAAGUUUGUUCUGCUGCUGAAGUUCACCAAUAAACGCUGAUUUCCUGCUGAGACAACUAAGGCAUUGUACCCUUCAGUCGGCUAGUGUUACCGCGGGUUCAAAUCCCGAUG
Messenger RNA from Nilaparvata lugens (brown planthopper), 1290 nucleotides. RefSeq names its product zinc finger protein 239-like. Gene Ontology annotation, molecular function: DNA-binding transcription factor activity; RNA polymerase II cis-regulatory region sequence-specific DNA binding. Gene Ontology annotation, biological process: regulation of transcription by RNA polymerase II. The record is from RefSeq and is a predicted model, not a curated record. Lineage: Eukaryota; Metazoa; Arthropoda; Insecta; Hemiptera; Delphacidae. The coding region runs from base 108 to 1121 and encodes 337 amino acids. The transcript has 2 exons.